GUUUUACCAUCAGCUAAACUUCUACAUUCCAUUUCGUUGCCAUCUUGAUCCGACUAUAACCUUUGCACUGCUAGCCAGAGGUUUGAUUCAUUCGCAGAUUGAUGUCAUAAGGUCACAAGGGAGAUUGUACGCGACAUGCUGCGUAUCAGACAAUGGUCGUGGUAAUGCGUCAACGGGAACUGGUCGGUAGCGAAGAGCGGCGGUCACAAUUGUCUCGAAAUGACGAAGACCUAGUCAGGAUCAACAGAGACUCUGCGGUUGAUCUUGCGCCUUCGACUCCACAUACCAUCAACCGGCCGGAUACCGACAAAAGCAAUGCACAACCACAGAGCCGUUCAUCAAGCAUUUCUGGAAGUCGAACAGCAACCUCUCAACCUGAUUGCAAGCCAAAUGCUGCUUUGUCUCGUCGAGGCAAGAAGCUGGCAACUGCAAAAGCCGACAAGGACAAGGCCUCGUCAGACGAUGACCAACCUCUUAUUGACACGACUGCCCAACUCGCAUUGCAUUCCAAGAAGACGGCCCGCCUACAACGAAGGCAAGAGAAGAAGCAGUCGGCUCGGAAAAUACGAUCGGAAAUCCAAUCGAUCCUCGACCUCCCGCCAGAAAUUUUGUUGCUCAUAUUGAGUUUUCUACAGCCCAGUGACAUAUACACAUUACUACGUCUGAACCGGUUAAUGCGAAUCUUCAUUCUGGACAACGAAAACGCCAUUGCCGACAGCAUCAUGAGCCGCCGGUACUGGGUACUGCGGCAAUGCUUCCCGCUGCCCGUGAUGCUGGAAAAGGUGCCGGAUAUUGCACGUCCGGUACUGCUGAGCCAACAAUGGCAGGAUCGGUUGCGGAUCCACAAAAGCCCUUACCAGCACAUCAAGCAGAUUGACCCGUCGACAGUUUGCACCUGCAUGAGCUGUGUGCUGGCCUGGAACAAUCUGUGCAUCAUCCUCGACCUUGCCCACUGGCAGCCCAACUUUGACAAACGGGAACCACUUCCCAUUAUCCCGCGUGGUCGAAAUCCCGAAUGGAAUGUUGAUCUGCUGGAGAAGAACGCCCAAAUCGUCAUGAAGGCCAUGCAUAGUCCUCUGGCUCAUGCUCGUAUACUCCAAAUCCAUCUCGACGUGACUACCCGCACGAUACUGCGCACGGAGCGGUGGCGGAGAGAUGGGAAAGAGAAAGACAAAAUCGAUCGUCCGAACUCGAGAGACAAGAUACUGCCAGUUGAACCGGCCAGACCGCGUCUCUAUCGUCUCACGGAUGAAGAUGUUGCUGCUCAGACAGAUGAGUUUCUCGAGCGAAGUGGUCCACCGAGUUACCAGCCUAUCUACAUGCGUGACAACUACUACAAUGUCGAGGCGUUUGUGCCGAAUCGCAAGUGGGACAGAGAUGAGCACCGUUGGCACUAUUACUCCAAGUGGCCAAAGCCUCAUGAAAAUGACCUUGCCUGGUUGGUGGCGAGGUUUACGCCGAAGACUUGACAAGGGUUACAGCGUACACUUGGAGCACAACUCGGCCUUGGUCCAGUCAAGGGCAGGAACUGCUAGUGGAGCAACGCUUCGGCAAAAACAGCCUGCUACGUCGACGAGAGAGCACCGUCUUUUGCUGGUUGAUGCCAUCGGCGAACCGUGCAAGGACCCAAAAGCAGCUCUAGCCUGCAUGGUGGGUGCGAAUCUCUUCGAUGAGUCGGCCCUAUGUCAAUGUAGGUCGGCUAUUGCUUGACGAGGUACUGCAAUCCGCCAUGCUUUGAGGACAAGCGCCGAGCGCAAGUAACGAGCUGAAUUGAAGCUCGCCAGGGUUUGAUUCAGACGCAAACCCGGCGCCAUUCCACACACCACUCCCGUGGGCAGAAUGAACAGCCAUUCAGGACAAGCCAAAUGAAAGGAAAAGCCGCAGUAAUCAACCAACAUGACAGAAUCUGCCAUAACGUGAAGUGGAUACAAGCGCAGAGACAUGUGGUGCAUGGGAGGGAGGAGUCGGCCAACGGUCUCUGGAAAUGGUCUUCCCGGUACAGUACCGCUGAACCUACCUACCUGUAGGUAGGUACGUAGUGAUAAGACUGGGCGUCUCAGAGGUCCUGAUCCCAGCGGAGCCGCUGUACUGUCUCCCACACCACAUAGCCACACUAGCAGUCAAGAAGCAUCGAUGCACGAUUGACAUCCUCGCGCGUAGCUACGUAAUUCUACAUUCAGUGAAGAAACGAAGGACGAGGCUCGCGACUCUGCGAAGCAAACAUGUCAAACACG
Messenger RNA from Exophiala dermatitidis NIH/UT8656, 2234 nucleotides. RefSeq lists its product as uncharacterized. The coding region runs from base 153 to 1469 and encodes 438 amino acids. The record is from RefSeq and is a predicted model, not a curated record. NCBI's taxonomy places the organism in Eukaryota, Fungi, Ascomycota, Eurotiomycetes, Chaetothyriales, Herpotrichiellaceae. Gene Ontology annotation, molecular function: protein binding. The transcript has a single exon.